GAAGUAACUAGGACAUGCGUACUUUGGACUUACGUGGCAGACGUAAAAGUGUAUUUGUGGGAUGUUCUUUAUUUACAGAUUUUUAUAGAAUUUCACCGUUAAAAUAACGCAAUAUCAUUUUGAUAUGGAACCACAAUAUAUGCCUCCACAACAGUUUGGAGGCCCACAACAAGGAUUUCCUCCCAACCUAUCUUCACAAGGAUUAGGACAACAGCAACCCUUUCAAACUGUUCCCCUGGAAUCACCAAGACCUGGGCAACUACCUCCUCAGGGAGGGAUUCCUUCUAAUAAGUGCACACUUCCUUCAGGAGUUCCAGUAUCUGGAUCAUCUCCGAGUUAUCUAACAUCGCCAGGUCAGCUACCACCAUCAAGUCAGUUACCACCUACAAAUCAACUACCACCCUCCACUAGAGGUCAAAUUCCACCCAGUCAAUUACCCCCUUCUAUUGGUCAAAACACUCAGAGUAUGAAUUCACAACAUCCAAGUGCAUUCAGUCCUCCACUAUCAAAAAAUGAAGUUCAACCUGGAAAUGUUCAAAAUGGUCCCCAACAGUUUCAAAACGGACAAAUGCCAGACCAAUUUCCAAUGAAUCAGGACAAAAGAUCUCCUUCAGGGAUGACUGUUCCACCAAACGUUCCAUCAAAUACUCAGAAUCAGAAUCAGUUUGGUCCCAUUCCAACAUCAAAUCAAAACUUUCCACCUAAACCAUUGUCAAACCAGCUUGGUCAGACCCCAUUGUCAGGAGUUCCAACAUUCCAAUCGGCUGGAGCACCGGGUUUGCCAUCAUCUACCCAGAAUCAGUUUGGACAACCUCCUGCUCAAUUACAAAGUCAACACAAUCAACUACCAACAGCUCAGGGAAUGAGUGCUGGUCCUCCAAAACAAACCCAACCCAUACAGCAAUCUCUGCCAAGUCAAAAUAUUCCUACUCAACUACAAAGACCUGGACAGCCGCUCUUGCCUGGACAAGGGACAUAUCCUAACCAAGGUCCCCCCAUGGGCCAAGGAUCUUUUCCUGCACAGGGACCCCAGCUAGAUCUGGGAUCUUCUGGUCAAGGUUUUCCACAAAAUCAAAGACCUCCAGUUGGUUUUACUCAAGGUCCACCACUUGGUCAUGCCUCUCCUCAUCUUAGUCAAGGACCUCCUCUGUCUGGUCAAAUGUCAUCUUUGUCUGGACAAAGACCUCCUUUACCUGGACAAAGGCCCAUGGAUAAUGCUAAUCCAGCACUAGUAGGACAAAAUCCUUAUCAAUUUGCAUCAGGACCCUAUCCACCAGGGGUGGCGUAUCCGCCACAAGGUCCCCAAAUGCCUGCACAAAGCAGUCAAUCACAGUUGGUUUCCAAUCAGAUAACAAACCAAAUGCAUGGGAUGAGUUUAACAGGACCUAGGCAAUAUCCUGGAGCACCAGUGAAAAGCACCAUCAAUGGAGAUAGCGGUCCCCACAUGCCACCACCACUCGGUCAGUCUGGUUUCAUGAAUGGUCAGCAAACGAGAGGUCCCCAACAAUUAGCAAGAUAUCCACCAAUGCCUGGUCAAGGGUCCAUGCCUGGACAAGGAUCUAUUCCUGGGCAAGGAUCUAUGCCUGGAACAGGACCUAUGCCUGGUUCAGGGCCUAUGCCUGGACCUCUAUCCGGAAUAGGUUCUAUGCCUGGACAAGGCCCUAUGCCGGGACAAGGACUAGUAGGAUCUGGUUAUCCUCAACAAAACUACCAACAACCGCAACAGAAUCGAAAAUUAGAUCCAGAUCAAAUGCCUAGUCCUAUUCAAGUAACACAGGAUGAUCAGCAAAACAGAUCUGGUGUAUUCGUCACCAAUCAAAAAGGACUCGUUCCUCCACUAGUUACCACCAGUUUUGUUGUUCAAGAUCAAGGAAAUGCUAGUCCAAGGUUCAUUAGAUCUACAAUGUAUAAUGUACCAAUUUCACAGGAUAUUCUCAAACAAACAUCAGUUCCCUUUAGCGUAGUGUUGAGUCCUAUGGCUAGGCACAUGGAUCAGGAGUAUUUCCCACCAAUAGUGAAUUUUGGUGAAUUAGGGCCUGUUAGGUGUAUACGGUGCAAAGCCUACAUGUGUCCAUUUAUGCAAUUCAUUGAUUCAGGAAGAAGAUUUCAGUGUCUUUUCUGUAUGGCUACAACUGAUGUUCCAACGGAGUACUUUCAACAUCUGGACCAUACUGGUCAACGAAUGGAUCGCUAUGAAAGACCCGAAUUGGUCCUCGGUACCUACGAAUUCGUUGCAACAGCAGAUUAUUGUAGGAAUAAUACUUUGCCAAAUCCGCCAGCCAUUAUUUUUCUUAUAGAUGUUUCUUACAACAAUAUCAAAUCUGGCAUGGUGAACCUUUUAUGUUCCCAGAUGAAAAACAUCAUUCAGAAUCUACCUGUGGAUCAAGGACAAGAAAAAAGCAAUAUGAAAGUUGGAUUCAUUACUUACAAUAGUUCGGUUCAUUUCUAUAAUAUAAAGGGUACAUUGGCAGCUCCUCAAAUGUUAGUAGUGGGAGACGUACAAGAGAUGUUCAUGCCCCUUUUAGACGGAUUCUUGUCUACUCCAGAAGAAUCUGGUCCAGUAAUUGAUGCUCUUAUGGAACAGAUUCCAUCCAUGUUUGCCGAUUCUAGAGAAACAGAAACCGUAUUGUAUCCAGCAAUUCAAGCAGGAUUGGAAGCACUUAAGGCUUCAGAAUGUGCAGGCAAACUUUUGGUUUUCCAUUCCACAUUACCAUCUGCAGAAGCACCUGGCAAACUUAAAAAUCGUGAUGACCGCAAAGUACUAGGAACUGAUAAAGAAAAGACAGUUUUAACCCCUCAAAGUCAGGUUUACAAUCAGUUGGGUCAGGAUUGUGUUGGAGCUGGGUGUUCUGUAGACUUGUUCAUAUUCAACAAUUCAUACAUUGACAUAGCUACAAUCAGUCAGGUUUCGAGAUUGACAGGUGGAGAAGUCUUUAAGUAUACAUAUUUCCAAGCUGAUAUCGAUGGCGAACGACUAAACUCUUCAAUCUACCAAUCUCUUAAUCUACCAAAAAUGUUUAAGAGAAAGUAUUUUAUGUACAAGUACAAUUCAACUAUCUGGAUUAAUUCUUUGAUUUUCAUCGAAACAAUCUUGAGAGAUCAAAUCGUGAGGUAUUGUGAUAAGGCAGUAGCAAUAGAAAUAAAGCAUGAUGAUAAACUAUCUGAAGAGGCAGGAGUUUACCUGCAAGCCGCCUUACUCUAUACUUCAUGUUCCGGUCAAAGAAGACUGAGAAUAAUAAAUCUUUCCCUGAAAACUUGCUCACAAAUGGCUGACCUUUAUCGUAGCUGCGACCUGGACACAUUAGUAAAUUACCUGAGCAAGCAGGCAGUAUAUAAAUUACUGGACAACAACCCCAAAUUGGUAAAAGAUUCUAUUGUGAGCAGGGCAGCACAGAUAUUAGCGACUUAUAGGAAGAACUGUGCAAGUCCCAGCAGUGCUGGCCAACUGAUUUUGCCGGAGUGCAUGAAGUUGCUUCCUCUAUAUGUCAACUGCCUCUUGAAAAGUGAUGCUUUAUCUGGUGGAUCUGAAAUGACGAUUGAUGACAGAUCUUUUGUCAUGCAGGCAGUAAUGACUAUGGACAUCCCUACUUCUAUGAAUCACUUUUAUCCUAGGCUUAUUCCAGUUCACGAUAUUGAUCCUACAAAGGAACCAGUUACUAUUCCACCACCUGUUCGUUGUAGUAUUGAGAAGAUGAACGAACAAGGAGUUUAUAUAUUAGAAAAUGGAAUUCACAUGUUCCUUUGGUUUGGCUUAGGCGUAAAUCCUGAAUUUAUUCAAAAAGUAUUUGGGGCUCCAUCAGCCAUACAAGUUGACAUCGAUAGGGUUGGAUUACCGGAACUAGAUAAUCCCCUUUCCAUAGCUGUUAGGACUAUCAUUGAUGAAAUACGAAUAGAAAGGCAUCGUUGUAUGAGACUAACAUUGGUUAGGCAACGAGAAAAAUUGGAACCUGUUUUCAAACAUUUUCUUGUCGAAGAUAGAGGCACAGAUGGUUCUCCUAGCUAUGUUGAUUUUCUGUGUCAUAUGCACAAAGAAAUUAGGACGUUGCUGAGCUAGCAGAGGUGAUCUUUAGGUUACGGAUAAGAGAUUUUAAGAAGCUGUGGGAAUGUAAUCGAAAGUUUGUGUUUGAUGGAUUUUAUAACAUACUUCAAUUACAAUCAUCCAUUUCCAGACGUGCUGAACAGAAUAUAUUUUAUUUUUAUUUGUUAUAUGAUGUAUAUUAGAAUGAUAAAGCAAGCUUGCCCCGAAGAUCAUUUUCAUGAAGGUAAUUAAGUAUUAUAUUUCGACGAUUUUGACUUCUUUCUUUACUUCACUACUGAGUAUAAAAUUCAAGAGGAAGGCAGUAAAAUGGACAUAAAAGAACUGGAUAUGUUUUUAAAAACUAUCAAGUAGCGAUGUUUAAAUGAAAACUGAACGUUUUACAGUUGCUUUGUUUUGACUUUUAUUAAUGAAUCAAAAUUUUAUUUACUUUGGGUGCGAGUUAGCUCUAGGAGAGAAAUUAUUGCUAGAUUUAUAUUUAAGGAUUUUGUAACUAUAUUUUAUUUGUACUCUAUGGUUAUGUAAUAUAGAUACUAAUAAAUUA
Leptinotarsa decemlineata (Colorado potato beetle) is the source of this 4580-nucleotide messenger RNA. RefSeq names its product COPII coat complex component secretory 24CD (gene Sec24CD). The record is from RefSeq and is a predicted model, not a curated record. Gene Ontology annotation, molecular function: SNARE binding; zinc ion binding. Gene Ontology annotation, cellular component: endoplasmic reticulum exit site; COPII vesicle coat. Gene Ontology annotation, biological process: COPII-coated vesicle cargo loading; endoplasmic reticulum to Golgi vesicle-mediated transport; intracellular protein transport. Lineage: Eukaryota; Metazoa; Arthropoda; Insecta; Coleoptera; Chrysomelidae.